Molecule: messenger RNA, 516 nt
Organism: Suillus paluster
Lineage: Eukaryota; Fungi; Basidiomycota; Agaricomycetes; Boletales; Suillaceae
Exons: 3
Coding region: 1-516 (171 amino acids)
Source: RefSeq, a predicted model, not a curated record
AUGAUGACUGACUAUGGAAUGGAUGUUGAAGCAAUACCAUACACUGCACCUUCAGGAGAGGAGGGGAUGGAACUGAGUCAUGCCAGUGGGGAGCAUGAGGCAUUUGAGGGACUCGCUGGUCAAAUAGCGGAUCUUAGUGGCCAUCGCUAUAUUGAUCCCCGCACUCGGGAGGACCACACAGAAAGCCAAACGAAUCACUGGCACCUUCAAAUAGACCUGCUCGUGGAUGCUUACCUGGACUACCGUUUCCAUGAUUCUGGAGACAGCUUACCAACCUUUGACGACAUGUCUGCGGAGCCACUUCUAGACGAUUCUUCUGGUGUUUCACUAACUAACAUAGAACUAAUUGACCUUUUCAGUACCCACUCUUCACCGCAAUCGCAUCCCUUCCACAGAUACCCCAAUGAGACCUUAAUCUACCAUGGGUACAUUGGGUGCGCACCACUAUAUCCCACAGCUGCCAUAUUGCUGCGCACUCUUGCCACAUACCGUCAAAUCCAUCGAUCAUGUCCCUGA